AGAUCGCCCAGGCCUCUCCAACGAAACGUCCCUCUGUCACCCCCAAGUGCGGCUCUUGCAACAGCUGUUACCGCCGGCGCCAGUGGGACCUAAUCCAGCCCGGCAGAGGUCACAGCGGAGAAGCGAUGUCCCACCGAAGUUCUGGCAGGAGCCUCGGGCCGCCAGCGCCGCAGCUGCUGCUGCUGCCCUUGCUGCUGCAGCUUUCCUGGGCAGCCGCCGUGCGCCAACAUAAGCAACCAGGAAUCUACUAUGCAACUGCAUACUGGGUACCUCAUUCGAAGUCAGUGGAAGUCAGGAACGUGCUGGACAAGAAUGGGGAUGUCUACGGCUUCUACAAUGACUCCAUUACAGUCACAGGCUGGGGCAUCCUGGAAAUCAGAGCUGGGUAUAGCUCUCAGAUCCUGCCCAAUGAGAUCAUCAUGUUUCUGGCCGGCUACCUCGAGGGCUACCUCACGGCUCCACACAUGUCCGACCACUUCACGAACUUGUACCCACAGUUGAUCAAGAACCCUUCCGUCAUGGAUAAAGUGCAGCGCUUCAUGGAGAAGCAAGAUAUAUGGACUCGGAAAAACAUCAAAGAACAGAAGGAUGACCCAUUUUGGAGACACACCGGCUAUGUCAUGGCCCAGCUGGACGGGCUUUAUGUCGGAGCCCUGAAAAGGGCUUACAUUGAAAAUAUGAAGCCCAUGACGAUGGCCCAAGUUCAGUUCCUGAAUGCCGUUGGGGACCUGCUGGACCUCAUUCCCUCUCUGUCUCCCACAAAAGGCGGCAACAUGAAGGCGUUCAAGAGAUGGGACAUGGGCCACUGUUCUGCUCUUAUUAAGGUCCUUCCUGGAUUUGAGAACAUCUAUUUUGCCCACUCAAGCUGGUACACAUACGCAGCCAUGCUCAGGAUCUAUAAACACUGGGACUUCAACAUCAAGGACAAGUACACCACCAGCAGCCGGCUCUCCUUCAGCAGCUACCCAGGGUUCUUGGAGUCUCUGGAUGACUUCUACAUUCUUAGCAGUGGCCUGGUACUGCUACAGACCACCAACAGUGUGUAUAAUAAAACCCUGCUGAAGUUCGUGGUCCCUGAGUCUCUCCUGGCCUGGCAAAGAGUCCGCGUGGCCAACAUGAUGGCAGUCGGUGGUAAGGACUGGGCAGAGAUCUUUUCAAGGUACAACUCUGGUACCUACAACAAUCAGUACAUGGUCCUGGACUUGAAGAAGGUGGCCAUCAAGAAAAGCCUUGACAAAGGCACUCUGUAUAUCGUGGAGCAAAUUCCUACAUACGUAGAAUAUUCAGAACAAACCAAAGUUCUAAAAAAAGGAUACUGGCCUUCCUACAAUAUCCCUUUCCAUGAAAAGAUCUACAACUGGAGUGGCUACCCGCUGUUGGUUCAGAAGCUUGGUUUGGACUACUCUUAUGACUUAGCUCCACGAGCCAAAAUCUUCAGGCGCGACCAAGGGAAAGUGAUUGAUGUGACUUCCAUGAAAUACAUCAUGCGAUACAAUAAUUAUAAGGAGGACCCCUACAGUAAGGGUGAUCCCUGCAAUACCAUCUGCUGUCGUGAGGACCUGAAUGAAGCCAGUCCCAGCCCUGGAGGUUGCUAUGACACCAAGGUGGCAGACAUCUUCCUUGCGUCUAAGUAUGCAGCCCAUGCCAUUAGUGGUCCCACAGUACAAGGUGGCCUUCCUGCCUUUAACUGGAAUCGGUUCAACAAAACUCUUCAUGCGGGGAUGCCAGAAGUCUAUGACUUCGAUUUUGUUACCAUGAAACCAAUUUUGACACAGUGAGGAUGGAGGAGGAAAAGGACGCUGUGAAUACGACUCCAAAGGCACUAUAUUUAGCUCUAUUUUCCCAUCUGUACAUUUACUAAAAAAAUACUAAAUUCCCUUCCAUUUCUCAGAUUUUUGGCAUUUUACAGCAAAACCAUUUCCUGCAGGGUGGAGAGCGAAAUGAACACACAUGAAAGGACAGAAGCCAUCCUCCCCUCCUCUGCCUGCAGAUGCCAAACACAGCCCAUGGUAUAACCAAGCUCUAACCAAUUGAGCUUGAUUGUAAGAUGAGGGUCAUUUUCAGUCAAAAGCCAUUUUAAGACACCUGCACCUCCCGUGUUUGUUCUCCUUCCCCUGCUGGCCAAUGCCAACGGCAAAGCCCAAACAGGAGGCACUGUGACCCUAUCUAACAAGGCAGUGGGUCUACAGAGCAACUUCUUCAAAGCUAGGGAAUAACGUGGGGGUUGAGUGCCAGGGAAUUGCCAAACAGGUUAAAUAAGACACACUGAACAGUGAGCACACACACGCGCCGGGAACUCUCGGAAUGAACUGGAGUACUCAGAAUGUUAAAAACCCAAUCAUUUAUUUCAGAGUACAAAUUUCAGGCUUGCUGGACAAAUCCCCACUGCAGUUAACACGUACACAAACAGCACUCUACUAUACAUGGAGGAAAGAGAAUGAAAACUGUCAAAACCUAACAGAAAAUAGGGCAACUUGCUACAGUCCAGUUAAUGAGACCUCAGGAAGGCCUUACAUCAUUUUAUUAUUUACACAUUCAACCGCAAUGAACAAAAAUCAGAUUGCAGGUUGUCCUGCGAGGGGCUUAUUUUUACAUUUAUGUUUGAAAUUGUUAAUAAAUCUCAAGCUAGGA
Messenger RNA from Microtus oregoni (creeping vole), 2631 nucleotides. RefSeq names its product phospholipase B domain containing 1 (gene Plbd1). NCBI's taxonomy places the organism in Eukaryota, Metazoa, Chordata, Mammalia, Rodentia, Cricetidae. The record is from RefSeq and is a predicted model, not a curated record. Gene Ontology annotation, cellular component: extracellular region. Bases 126 to 1778 code for a protein of 550 amino acids. Gene Ontology annotation, biological process: phospholipid catabolic process. Gene Ontology annotation, molecular function: glycerophospholipase activity. The transcript has 11 exons.